AUGUGGAGAUUCAAACCGUUCGCGCAUAAAGAGCAAACUGGUCUGGAAGGACGUGUUAUUGAAAUAGGCAAUUUCAAAGUUCAGGUUCGAAACUCCAUUGCAGAGGGUGGAUUCUCAUGUGUUUACCUAGCUCGAGACACUUUACAUGGUUCCAAGCAGUAUGCAUUAAAGCACAUCAUAUGCAAUGAUGAAGAGUCGCAAGAACUAGUGAUGAAGGAGAUUUCAGUUAUGAAAUCUCUUAAAGGGCAUCCUAAUGUUGUCACACUGCAUGCACAUGCUAUCUUUGAUAUGGGUCGUACUAAAGAGGCUCUCCUUCUCAUGGAAUAUUGUGAGAAGUCCCUGGUUAAUGUUCUGGAUACCAGAGGAGGAGCUGGGUUCUUUGAGGAGAAGCAGGUGCUAGCAAUUUUUAGAGAUGUAUGCAAUGCUGUCUUUGCAAUGCACUGCCAGAAACCGCCUAUUGCUCAUAGGGAUUUGAAGGCAGAGAAUCUUUUACUGGGGCCUGAUGGCUUGUGGAAGUUAUGUGAUUUUGGCAGCACUUCUACUAACCAUAAACGCUUUGAGAGACCUGAAGAAAUGGGAAUUGAGGAAGAUAACAUAAGGAAACACACGACACCUGCAUAUAGAGCCCCUGAGAUGUGGGAUCUGUUCCGAAGAGAUCUUAUAAACGAGAAGGUAGAUAUAUGGGCGCUCGGGUGUCUCUUAUUCCGCAUAUGUUACUUGAAGUCUGCAUUUGAUGGUGAAUCAAAGCUCCAAAUACUAAAUGGGAACUACCGAAUUCCAGAUUUACCCAAAUACAAUAAAUUGCUGACGGACCUUAUCCGAGAUAUGCUUCAGUCGUCCCCCGAAGACAGACCAGAUAUCACGCAGGUGUGGUUUCGUGUUAAUGAUCUUUUGCCUGAUGGGAUGCAGAAAUCAUUGCCGGAUAGUCCUCCCGAAAUGCAGCAACACGGUACUGAUGUGCCUGCAGGCACCCCAAAGCCUGCUAACAAGCCUAGUCCAAUGCCUCGUAGGAGUCCCCCUCCUCCACCCUCAUCCGAAGCACCCCAAAACGUGUCUUCAAAUUCAAAUAAUUCGAGAGCAAGUGAUAACCUUGGUCCUCUUGGUGCUUUCUGGACAACUCAGCAUGCACAAAAUUCAGAAACCAUGGAGGAGAAAGCCAAACCAAAAUACGAUGAGGACACAAACAAAAAUAAAUUAUCUGGAAAUGAGAAGAUCCGUCCAGAUGGGCACACAGUUUCUCAUAUGCCCGCCCAAAUGGAGCAGAAUUUUCAAUCUCAUGCCCAUAAGAAUGCUCAAGGCAGGCCGGCCAGCAGGCUAAGUGGUGGCCCAACUAAGGACUUAAAUCUGUUUCCAAACAACUCUAACAAUGUUUCCGAAAGAUCAAAAGAGCCCAAACCGGAGGUCACUCCAGCCGUUCAACAAAAUGAUGAUUAUAAUGCUUUUAUUUCUGUGUUCAAUUCUACUACCGAACAGAGUCUUGGAGGCGACCGUCAGAAAUCGGAUAAGGAAGAAAUGUUAGAGGCCGAGGUGGAAAAGCUGAAGGAGCAGCUUGCACAUGUGAAUGCGGAGAAGGCAGAAAUAACCUCCAAAUAUGAAAAGCUCUCGGCAAUUUGUAGGUCACAGAGACAAGAGAUACAAGACCUUAAGCUUGCUCUAGCUGCAAGAAAUCCAUCACCGAACAGGGAUUCUUCUUCUAGAAACCUGCCAUCUCCUGGAAGCCACCCAUCCACUGGUCAACCGCAAAAUGAGAAGAUUGAAGAAACUGUAUGGGAUCUCCAACAGGGUUUCGUUAACAGAGGGUCUCGAAGCCCGGAUUCUAAGCAGUGGCAGGCGUUUACUGAUAACCCCAAGGCACAAACCUCACCGUCAAAUAUUGCUCCAAGAUCCGUCAGAACCAAAAACGGUGAGAAGAAUAAAAAUCAGGUUGCUGAAGGUGGCAAUUCUUGGGGAUUUGGCACCGACACUUUUAAGGUGGCCUCUGCUGCUAGUUCUAAGAUAAAUGACCCUACUGCUGGCGAGUUCAAUAAUUCUCAGGGUGCUGGUGGCGAAUCAAAGAGCACCGAGAGUAACUUCGUGGCACAACCUGCUGGAUGGGCAGGUUUCUAA
Molecule: messenger RNA, 2106 nt
Organism: Striga hermonthica
Lineage: Eukaryota; Viridiplantae; Streptophyta; Magnoliopsida; Lamiales; Orobanchaceae
Source: the annotation of a GenBank genome assembly